Molecule: messenger RNA, 3364 nt
Organism: Otolemur garnettii (small-eared galago)
Lineage: Eukaryota; Metazoa; Chordata; Mammalia; Primates; Galagidae
Gene: MCTP1
Product: multiple C2 and transmembrane domain containing 1
Exons: 23
Coding region: 1-2997 (998 amino acids)
Biological process (GO): regulation of neurotransmitter secretion
Cellular component (GO): synaptic vesicle membrane
Molecular function (GO): calcium ion binding
Source: RefSeq, a predicted model, not a curated record
AUGGAGCCCCGGGCUGCCGCGGGGGGCGAGCCCGAGCCUGCGGCGGCGUCCUCCUCCUUCCAGGCCCGGCUCUGGAGGAACCUGCAGCUGGGGGUGGGCAGGAGCAAGGGCGGCGGGGGCGGACGCGCGGGGUGUCCCGAGCGUCGCACUGCGGACACCCCUUCGGCCUCCCCGCCGCCCCCGGGGGCCCCGCGGGACGCCCUGGCCGGCGUGGGUGGCGCGGGCAGCAGGUGGAGCGGCUUCAAGAAGCGGAAACAGGUGCUGGACCGAGUGUUCUCCUCCUCCCAGCCCAACCUGUGCUGCUCCUCGCCGGAGCCCCUGGAGCCGGGUAGCGCCGGCAGAACGGCGCAGAAGUCCACGCUGCGCCGCCGGAUCCGCGAGCAUUUGCUCCCCGCCGGAAAGGGGCUCGCGACAGCCGCGGGAGCAGCCGGAGUGACGCCUCCUGGCGGACGCUCGCCGGACUCGGCUCCUUCGUCGUCCUCUGCCUCAUCUUCCCUGUCCUCCUCGCCCCAGCCGCCCCCUAGGGGAGACCGGGCCCGAGAUGAACGCGCACGGCAAAGGGGCCCCGGGGCGCACUUGUGCCACCAGAAGAGCUCCUCUCUGCCAGGAACUGCCUGCCUGGAACAGCUGCUGGAGCCACCACCGCCACCCGCAGAGCCCGAGCGGAGCCCGGCGGAGCCGCGGACCUCGGAGAAGGGCGAAGAGGGCGACGGCAGCCAGAAAACAAACACUGCUGGGGCCAGUGAUGCAGACACCCCAUUGGCAGACCCCGGAAUGUACCAGUUGGACGUUACAUUAAGAAGGGGCCAAAGUUUAGCUGCCCGGGAUCGAGGAGGGACAAGUGAUCCAUACGUGAAGUUUAAAAUUGGAGGAAAAGAAGUUUUUAGAAGUAAAAUAAUACACAAGAACCUCAACCCUGUGUGGGACGAGACGGCUUGCCUUCUUGUUGAUCAUCUGAGGGAGCCCCUGUACAUAAAGGUAUUUGACUAUGAUUUUGGACUACAGGAUGACUUUAUGGGCUCAGCCUUUCUGGAUCUUACACAGUUGGAGUUAAACAGGCCCACAGAUGUAACCCUCACUCUGAAGGAUCCCCAUUAUCCCGACCAUGAUCUUGGGAUCAUUUUGCUCUCUGUGGUUCUUACCCCUAAAGAAGGAACGUCCAGGGAUGUGACAAUGCUAAUGAGGAAGAGUUGGAAAAGAUCAAGUAAGGAACUCUCAGAAAAUGAAGUGGUUGGAUCUUAUUUCUCUGGGAAGUCUUUCUUUUGGAGGACACGUGGCAGGCCUGUUCUCCCUGUGCUGGGCUUGUGCAGAGCAGAGCUUCAGAGUCCUUAUUGCCAAAACAUACAAUUUCAGACCCAAAGUUUACGUCUGUCCGACCUACACAGAAAGUCCCACCUCUGGAGAGGGAUCGUCAGCGUCACCCUGAUUGAGGGGCGGGCCCUCAAGGCCAUGGACUCCAACGGGCUGAGCGACCCCUACGUGAAGUUCCGCCUCGGGCAUCAGAAGUACAAGAGCAAGAUUAUGCCCAAAACUCUGAAUCCUCAGUGGAGGGAACAGUUUGAUUUUCAUCUCUAUGAAGAAACAGGAGGAAUCCUUGAUAUCACUGCUUGGGACAAAGAUGCUGGGAAGAGGGACGAUUUCAUCGGCAGGUGCCAGGUGGACCUGUCGGCGCUCAGCAGGGAGCAGACGCACAAGCUGGAGCUGCAGCUGGAGGAGGGCGCGGGGCACCUGGUGCUGCUGGUGACCCUGACGGCCUCGGCCUCGGUCAGCGUCGCCGACCUGUCCCUCAGCGCCCUGGAGGACCAGACGGAGCGCGAGCAGAUCCUGAGGAGAUACGGUCCACUGAGGAUAUUUCACAACCUGAAAGAUGUGGGAUUUCUCCAAGUGAAAGUCAUCAGAGCAGAAGGGCUGAUGGCUGCUGAUGUAACGGGUAAAAGUGACCCAUUUUGUGUCGUAGAACUGAACAACGAUAGACUUCUGACACACACUGUCUACAAAAACCUCAGUCCUGAGUGGAACAAAGUCUUCACGUUCAACAUUAAAGAUAUCCAUUCAGUUCUUGAAGUGUCAGUUUAUGAUGAAGAUCGGGAUCGAAGUGCUGACUUUCUGGGCAAAGUUGCUAUACCAUUGCUGUCUAUUCAAAAUGGUGAACAGAAAGCCUACGUCUUGAAAAACAAGCAGCUGACAGGGCCAACAAAGGGGGUCAUCUAUCUUGAAAUAGAUGUGAUUUUUAAUGCUGUGAAAGCCAGCUUACGAACAUUAAUACCCAAAGAACAGAAGUACAUUGAAGAGGAAAACAGACUCUCUAAACAGCUGCUACUGAGAAACUUUAUCCGAAUGAAGCGCUGUGUCAUGGUGCUGGUGAACACUGCUUACUACGUCAAUAGUUGCUUUGACUGGGAUUCACCCCCAAGGAGUCUGGCUGCUUUUGUGCUCUUUCUCUUUGUUGUCUGGAACUUUGAGCUCUACAUGAUACCACUGGGUCUGUUGUUGCUACUGACAUGGAACUACUUCUUGAUAAUAUCAGGGAAAGAUAACAGGCAACGUGAUACGGUAGUGGAGGACAUGCUAGAGGACGAGGAAGAAGAAGAAGACAAAGAUGACAAGGACAGUGAAAAAAAGGGAUUUAUAAAUAAAAUCUAUGCCAUCCAGGAGGUAUGUGUCAGUGUCCAGAACAUCCUAGAUGAAGUGGCUUCCUUUGGCGAAAGGAUAAAGAAUACUUUCAACUGGACUGUCCCUUUCCUGAGCUGGCUGGCCAUUGUAGCUCUCUGUGUGUUCACAGUGAUCCUGUACUUCAUUCCGCUGAGAUACAUUGUCCUUGUCUGGGGCAUCAAUAAAUUUACAAAAAAGCUUCGGAGUCCGUAUGCAAUUGACAACAAUGAACUACUUGACUUCCUUUCCAGAGUCCCUUCAGACGUACAAGUGGUGCAAUACCAAGAGCUGAAACCAGAUCCCUCUCAUAGCCCAUAUAAAAGGAAGAAAAACAAUCUUGGCUAGCCUGCUCCCAGCACUGAGGAGACCAGCAUCUGCAUGGGGAGAUGAAAGAAAAAGCCUUUAGCCUCAGCAGUGUUUCCUUUCUUUCUGCUUUUUAUUUAUUUUGCCUUUUUAUCAUGAUUGAGAGAAUUUGUAAAUAGUGUACAAAGGGAUAUGUCUUUGAAAAUAUACUUCUAUUGUACAGACUCAACUUGAAAAAGGUUUAGCGACUGCUGUGUGAAAGCCUGUUAGCUGUGGAUGAUAACACAACACACUGAAGGAACAAACGCUAAGAACAGUAACAGGGGAGGUACACAUUGCUCUAAUUACAAGUGGAAGAACCAGUGUAUUAAAUAUUCAACUGUGCGCUGAUUAAAUCUACAUAAAUAGU